UUCACACACUCAUCCACACCUAAAAGCAUUUUAGUCUUGCACAUCCACCUGCCAGCAUAUUUUCAGGCAGUGGGAGUGUCAAGAAAACACAGCUAAUGGAAUUUUCUUGAUCAUUCCUUAUAGGAUCCAGGAGGGGAUUGUUUUGUCAGAGUCCAAAAGAGAGAUUUGGAGCGGCUGUGCACUGAGGUCAUGCAGCUACGGGAAUUUCUGCCUAAAGUCAUUAAUGGUGACUUUCUGGAUGCCCUGAAUAAAGCUCGCUCUCUGGAGAAACUCCGAGAGCAGAGCCAGCAGCAGCACCAGCAGCUGAAGCAGGAGUGCUUGCACCUCACCUCCCGCCUCGAUGCAGCACAGUCCGAGUGCCAGAGAGAGAAAGAGGAGAAACUGGUUCUAAGGGAGAGGUUAUGGGAGAGCCGUGAGCAGCUGCAGCAACAGGCAGAGUUCUGUACAGGCCUGGGUGCCGCCACCUGCACUGUCCUCUGGAGCGCUUCCCGUAGAGAAGAAGCCAUACGAGACAUACUGGCUGAUGGAAAGCUGGAACCAUUCCUUAGUGUAGCAGGACAAACCCUGGAGAGCUUUGUGAAAUCUCUGGAUGAGGAUGAAAAACCCCAGCAGCAAAACUACAAUUCCCAUGAGCACCAGUUUGUGCUGGCACUGGCUGGUGUCAUCACCAACGUGGCAGCUGUUACUUGUGGGAGGGACUUCAUUUCUACCUCUGCGCAUGUCUUGUUGGACACUCUGAUGCAGCUGCUUGGGUUAAUGAAGUCUGGGGUCUUUCCAAAGCUUAAAGUGCUGAUGCUGAUGGCUUUAUACAACGUUAGCCUCAACAUAAACGGACUGACGUACAUCAGCGAGAGUCCUGCACUCCUACCACUUAUAUGCACCCUGCUUGAAGACCAGGACAUAGAAGUAUGUCUGCAGGCACUGCGGCUCCUCCAGUCUCUGUUAGUGGAGGGUGACAUAUUGGCCCAAAUCAGCCCAGACCUCCAAAGUUCCCUUCCAGUGGAGAGAAUCAGCCAGUUGGCCUCAAGCCGCCACUCUGCCCUCAGCCAGACAGCCCAGGAGCUGUUGGAGGACAUCAAAUGCCUCACCAAAACUCGUCACACGGCCACAGAGAAAGAGCAGUGAUGACGCGGACACCUACAGACCUUGUCCUAGUCCUGUUCCACAUAGACUGACGUUCUGCUCUAUCUGUAGCCAAUGCAAUCAGUUAAAAAGGUUCAGAGGUCACAGGGCCCAUUGAAAUAUGGCUCUGACCUCCUGGGUGGUCUAGGAAGUAAUGAUAAUGGUGAAAAUAGCUAUUUGUUUCUGUUAAGAGUUAUGCUGGUUAAGGAUAGCAUGUUUUUUUUUAAUACGUUUAUACAUUUUUCUAAUGUAUGACUGUUAUUCUAACUGUUGUGAUUAGAUCUAU
This is a messenger RNA of Hemibagrus wyckioides, 1408 nucleotides long. RefSeq names its product heat shock transcription factor 2 binding protein (gene hsf2bp). The coding region runs from base 190 to 1125 and encodes 311 amino acids. Gene Ontology annotation, cellular component: cytosol. The transcript is spliced from 7 exons. The record is from RefSeq and is a predicted model, not a curated record. NCBI's taxonomy places the organism in Eukaryota, Metazoa, Chordata, Actinopteri, Siluriformes, Bagridae.